GGCGUCCUCUCGCAGGCGAAUUAUCCUGCCGGUGAGAGGCUCUCUGUACUCGCUCAGCCAGCUCAGCGCCUUUCUCGGCAGCUAGCUUACACUCUCGCUUGUUAUCUCGCGAAGGCUCAGUCGUCGGCGCCAUUCAUGGCCGCCAGUCAGCCGACACUCAGCCUCCAGCCGCCACAAGCAAUCGAUUUCCGCCGUCGAGUCCAGCCUGACGACGAUGAUUCACCGUCGGUCUCAUCGGUGGCUUCUGCCCAUCCGGAGGAGCCCGUGACAAGCCCGGGCGAGCUUCACUCGCCUGAGGAGGCGCCCGGACCGUCGCUGCGCUCCCGGUUCCAUCCUUGGAACUUCCUGAGCGGCUCGAUGGCGGGUGCUACAGCCAAGACCAUCAUCUACCCUCUCGAUAGGGUCAAAAUGAUCUACCAGGUCCGCUCAGGAACACCGCCCGCGCCACACACGUGAGAAUGAGGUGAACAGGUGGUGUUUGUUGUGUCUGUGUCCCCUCCCUCCCUCCCUCCCCUUGUGGUCGCAGGUCCGUGGUGGGCGUGAGGACACUGUCGGUCAGUUUCGUUUGCGUGCCAUCUUUCGUGAUUUGGGAGGCAUUGUGAGGAAGGAGGGCUUGUUUGCUUUGUGGAAGGGCAACCUGGCGUCGUUCGCACGGACCUUCCCGCACGCGGGCAUAGUGUUCUACACUUAUGACAUCUACCACGACGCCCUGCAGAAGGCGUGCCCCUCUGACUUCAACCGACUGGUGGCAGGGGGAUGCGCUGGUGGGUGGGGGUGCACACACACACACACACACACACACACACGCGUGUGCUGUGCUGUACUGUGCUGGAUGCUGUCGGUUGCCUGCCCUGUGUGUGUGUGUGUAGGUAUGACGUCAGUGGUGAUCACCUACCCGCUGGACCUGUGGAACACACGGAUGGCGGUGUCCAGAUCAGUCAAGGAAUACAAGGAGGUCAGUGAGCGACAGACAUGUACUGUACUGGCCGACAAAGUGCCAGCUGCACACGUAACCGAUGCCUAUGCUGUUGGCUAUCAGGUGACGUUGUGGAAGCGCGAGGGCCUGAUCAGCUUGACCAGGGGCCUAUUGCCGACUGUCUUGGGCAUCUUCCCCUACUCGGCAAUAUCCUUCUACACCUUCGAGAGCCUCAAGCACACCAUGCAGAAACAAAGACAGGUAGGUGGCUGCGGUGCGUACUUUGACACACACGAUUCACACCUGGGUAAUGGUCACGUUCACAACUGCACGCCGUCAUGCCUGCUAUCCUUCUGCAGCGCAUUCGUCGGCCCCAGCCAUCAGACAGCGACACAUCCUCGUCUGCUCCCGCCCUCACGACGCCCCAGAAGCUGCCCCCCUGGUUGAAUCUGCUCUGCGGCGGCACGGCCGGGUUGGUCUCACAGACGGCCACCUAUCCAAUCGACACAGUGCGGAAAAGGCUGCAGGCGGACAUAUUCCUCAACCACAUCAAGGUAGUCAAUCAGCAGCCGGAUGUCUGGCGCAUCGGCCCCAUCCGUCCAUCCAUGCCACGUGCUCUCUGUGUGUCUAUGCAGGAGUUGCGAGCGGCCGAGCGUCACCAUGCCAAGCCCCAUUCCUCCCAGCCGCUGCCCGAGCCCCUGCCGCACGCCACGCUGGGCUCGAUCGGCCGUGCGACUGCUCAGGGUGUCUGGUGGGUGGUGAGCGACAUCUGGCGGACGCAGGGCAUCCGUGGCUUCUACAACGGGGUGACGCUGAACUGGAUCAAGGGGCCGCUGUCGGUGGGGCUGAGCUUCACGCUGCAUGAACUGCUCAGGCACUGACGGAGAGGAGAGAGAGAGGGAAAUGUGUAGCGACCGGAUGGAAAGGGGCUGGCUGUAGAGACACAG
Messenger RNA from Vitrella brassicaformis, 1863 nucleotides. NCBI's taxonomy places the organism in Eukaryota, Vitrellaceae. The record is from the annotation of a GenBank genome assembly.